CGCCUGUGUAGAGUGCGGUCUUCAGUCGGUAUAGAUAUAGGCGUAGAGUAUUAUGAAGUAUCGUUUCGGAGCACGUUUCGAAGCAAACGUCCGACGCAAUUUUCAGCUCGAGUUGAAUUUUUGGAGCCACUGUUUCGAAAUCGACGUCAUUGUUUAAAAUAAAGUUUUCAGCUUUGUGAAAGUGUUUCUGAACAAAAAUAUUAAUUGUGUUUGUGCACAAAAAUAUCAGUUGUGAAACCUAACCUGCAACUUGGAGUAAAGAUGCAAAGAAUUCCAAAAAAGAAAAGAUCAUCUGACACAAAAAGACUGCAAGAGUUGCAGCAGUUUGUGCAGUUACUUUAUGAAAAAGAAGAAAAAAAGCAAAAAAUUGCAAACUCAUCAUCAGAGUCAAACAAUUCUUCUAGUGAUACGGAGGCAGAAGAUGAAAGCUUGUACAAAUCAAUUAUUGCUACUUUUAACAAUGUAUUGGAGGAUUUUAGUGAUAGUGAACAAGAUGAAAAAAUAGAUCUGCCAGAAGUUCAAGAAAUUCAAGAUAUUAGAGCCUGGGUUGUCGACAACAAUAUCCCACAUCAGCAUGUCGAUAAACUUCUCCCAAUUUUGAAAAGAAGAUUGUUGCCGGGGAUUCCAAAAUGUACAAAGACCUUACUGAAAUGUGAUGUCAAACUCGACAAUAUAGAAGAAAUGAAAGUUAGUGAUGGGUCUAAGGGAGACUUUCUUUAUCUACGAAUGGAAAAUGAACUAAAAAAAAAGAGUUGAUGUUAAACAACAUCCUGAAGAUUUUUUAGAACUUAUAUUUAACAUAGAUGGCUUCUCACCAUUCAAGUCCAGUGCUGCGACAGUGUGGCUUAUUUUGUGCAAAGUGUUCACUGAGUGUGACAUGUACCACCUGUUUACUGUUGCAGUGUAUGCUGAAAAUGGAAAACCCAAAGAGUCCACAGAUUAUCUAAGAAAAUUUUCUGAAGAACUUAAUCAUAUCCUGAAUGCAAAAGUGAAUAUUGAUGAUACAUGUUUUACAAUCAAAGUGAAAUACUUUUCAUGUGACUGCCCAGCGCGUUCCUUUGUGAAGAAUGUUAUAGGCCAUGGUGGGUUUCAUGCUUGUGAAAGGUGUCGAGUUGUUGGGAAAAAAGUUGACGGUGUGACAGUUUUUUUACAAACAGACGCUGAAAAGAGAACUGACAAAAGUUUUGCAACAUUUGCUGAUCCGCAAUGCCACACAGGCGUGUCACCAUUAAGCACAGUCACACCAGCUUUAAAUAUGGUUUCCCAGUUUAUUCUGGAUCCGAUGCACCUUGUAUACCUGGGGUGCACAAAAAGAUUAUUAGAAUAUUUAUUGUUACCAUCGACUCGUGCAGCGAAACUUAGUGCUACUUUCAAAAGUGAGUUAGUGCGAAGGACAAAACCUAUCUAUAAUGACAUUCCAGCAGAAUUCUGUAUAAAAAUGCGAUCAAUAGAUCACUUCUCUAAGUACAAGGCUGUAGAAUUCAAAUUUUUUCUAUUAUAUGCAGCUCCUGUAUUGUUUAUAGAAUUAUUAUCUGAUGAUCUAUACGGUCACUUCAUGUUGCUAACAGUGGCAUGCAGAUUUUUGUGUGACAUAUUUGAAAAUAUUCAAAUCAGUGAAGCCAGAAGGUAUUUAACAGACUUUGUUGAUUUGACUUCGACUCGUUAUGGAGAAACUUUUGUCUCGUUAAAUGUGCACAAUUUGAUCCACUUGUGUGAUGACAUUGAAAACACGAAAGGCUCAAUGAAUGAAAUCAGUGCAUUCUCUUUCGAGUCUUACUUGGGUAUUAUCAGAAGUGUUUUACGUAGUCCAGUUAACUUAGUCUCUCAGUAUUAUCACAGAAUGUCAGAGAAGCACACUUUCUCAAAAAAAGAAACAAUCACUCAAUGUGAAGUUGAAAUUAUAAUGAAAAAAAGGACAGUAUUGUCAAAUUACGAUAUCAACAUUAUAUUUUAUCUACAAAACAUCCCAAUAACGUUGUCAUAUUACAAGAUAGAAGCAUUGCACGCAUUUGUAACUUUAGCAUUGUCGAAAACAAUUACUAUGUUACAAUUCAAAAAUACGGAAAGGAAGAUUCAAUAUUUGACAAACCGUGUGAUUCUGGUACUUUGAAUAUUUGGGAGGUCAAUAAUUUAUCCAAGAGAAAAGUUCAAGCGAGACUUCAGCAAGUAAAAUACAAAUGUGUUCACUUUAAACUCAAUUUGUCCAGAGAGGAAGAUGCAAAAUCGUUUGUUUUGCCACUCUUGCACUAGAGAAGUUAAAAAAGGAUGUCUGACAGCGAGGAAGAAGUCAAAGAGGAAGAAGUUUAUGAGUUCACUAUAGUGAGAUUUGUACAUAGAGGCAGAAGGAGGGCAGUCGAGCAAAUUGACAUUAUCAACAGUGAAUGGCUCAGCUUUGACGGCAAGAAAGGAAAAUGCACGACACAGUCUCUAGAUAAAGUCCAUACUCAAGAAGAUAUCAACUUGCUUCAUUCCCUUGUAAAAGAACUUGCUCCAGCACCAGAGUCUUAAUCAUUGGACGUGCAAAGACUUACAACGAAGCUUUGCAAAAGUUAAAGCUUCUUCAAUCAGAAACCAACGUCCUAACUGAGGAUACCGAGGAUGAUCAACAUGAUGUGCAAAAGAAAAUGGAAAAUGAAAUCAGGCAAAGGCAAUUGCAGAAGCAAUUGAAUGAUUUGAAAUCUUCAUACGCAGUAAAGUCUAAGGAAACCACAACAAAGCCUUCCACAAAAGACAAGCUGGCAAUGAAGUAUCUAAUAAGAAAGCUGCGACAAUCAAAAUCACAGAAAAAAUUGAUGAAGAACAACCUGAUGACACCGAGCACAAUAAGAGUGAUGCUGGUAAAGAAGCAUUAAUUUCAGUUCACUGCGAUCAAGAAGAUACUAUCAAGACUUAUGAGGAUCAACGAGCACUUAAUUACAGGUUCAUGGACAUGUUGAUGUGCCUGUUUCAGAGAACAUUCCUGUCCAAGAAGACAAUGUUGUUGUCAUUGAGAUGGAUCCACUCAACUCCAAAACUGAUUCAGAUCUCAUGCUCAUGAAUACGCUGAGAAAUUAAAGAAAUUACAUUGUUGCCAUUAGCGAGGACAUUGCAGCUAUUAAGAUUGCUCAAGAUCAAAUCAUCAAGUUUCUUUUGGACAAGAAAGUCACACAGAUCAAUAAUGUGGUUAUUGAUUUCAAAACUAAAUUCAAUUUUACAAUUCCAAUAACCUCAUUGGAACAGUUUUUGCAAUUCGACAGUGAACUAGCUAAGAAUGAACUUUUAAAAAAUGAUGUGAGCGUACAACUGAUUGAUCUCUGUGUUGCUGAUUUGAUCGUAACCAAAAGUUUUACCAAGAUGUUGAAGUUCUACAUGACGAAGGAAGUUGCUGAAAAAUUUACAACUGUAAGAAGUGCAAGGAAUCAGAGCGAAGAGAGAAAAGAGAGAUAUGUCUCGACUAAUCUGUAUGGCCUUAUGUGUGGUAUUAUAAAAGUAAAAAGAGUUAAGAAGACAUUAGAAGUCUCUGAUAAAAUACUAUUGAAAAGUAUUAGUGAAGUUUUAUGGAAUGUUAAGCAGUGGAAAUAAAUUAUUAUUGUAUUUUUGUAUAACAAUUACAUUAAGGUGUUUUUGUGAAAACAGUUUAUCGAGCCUCCUGUAAAUAAGGAAUUUUUCAAUAAAUAUAUAAUUAUAUUAA
Molecule: messenger RNA, 3670 nt
Organism: Nasonia vitripennis (jewel wasp)
Lineage: Eukaryota; Metazoa; Arthropoda; Insecta; Hymenoptera; Pteromalidae
Exons: 7
Coding region: 878-2110 (410 amino acids)
Source: RefSeq, a predicted model, not a curated record